Tuber aestivum (summer truffle) is the source of this 982-nucleotide messenger RNA. Lineage: Eukaryota; Fungi; Ascomycota; Pezizomycetes; Pezizales; Tuberaceae. The record is from the annotation of a GenBank genome assembly.
CGGUAAAGACAGGAGCAUAUCUCAAUGACAUAACAAUAAACAAAGUCAUUCUAUCCCUCCAUGGACUACCACGCUUGUCCACACUAUUGCUUGUGUGCCCCCUGCUGCUUUCUAUGACUCCCUUGCUAACAAAGGCAAGGCCAACUCCCGCUGUCCAUAGCCUCCGAUGUUCCUCAUGGCCUUUUCGUUUUCCUUCCAGCGGAUACAUUGCUCCGGGACUCCUGCGCAUUCCCGCGGCCGAUGUGCUUUGCCGAAAAGCCAAACUGUGCGGGUGGAAACCAAAGGGCACCCGAAGCCAGAGUGCGCCCGAAACCAAAACCGGCUCCCAGAGACUACCCGGGCAAACAGACGAACAAUCUGUUGGAAACCCCGAGAGGCUUCUCGGCAUGCUCGUACCUUCCCCUACCCCCACCCCCCUGUUCCCUUCCUCCACUGUUUGUCGGUUUCGUUCGUUCGUAAAAUGGUUUGUCAGCUCACGUGCUAGUUAGCUUUCCUUUGUUAGUUUCUGGGAGUGCGCUUUGGUUCCGGGCGCACUUUUGGCUUUUGGGAAAGCGCUGGGCGACGGGAGUGCGCACAGGGUUUGGAAUCCGCCGGGAGGCGUGGAAGGAAAGGAGCAUGCCGGAGGAGGAGCGGGGAGGUAGCGCAGGCGCGGAAGGACGGCGCGGAAGGACGGCGUGGCGGCAGCGGGGGCCGGAAGGAAAGUGGCGGGCGAGUAUGUCUUUCCUUUGUUAGCGGCUUGUUUGCGAGUUGGGGAGGAAAGAAAGACUUAGCGAGAAGGACUAGAGAGCAUAGUGAAGUUUGUUCUUUUCUUAGCUUUUGUUUGCUAGUAUGUGGGGGACUCACUUCGGGGGGAGGACUGGAGGACUUGGUUUGUGGGUUUAUCGUUUAUCGCUGUCGUGAUAUAUACUCCUGUCCCUACCGUUAGUUGAUGUUAGUUGGUUGCGCGCAAUAGUGAGUAGAGAAUAGAGGGAGAGAGUGUGUU